CAUUUAUAUAUGUUCUAAUCUCGACUGCAAUUGUUUUCUUAUCAGUUCUAUCCUUUGUGGUUUUGAUAUUUAAAUAGAGUGAAUAUUCAGAAAAAAAGCAUUCAGUUAUAGAUAGAAUAAAAGAUCAAAGAUUUAUAGCUGUUGACUUUUUAGCGGGGUGUAAGUGUGGCUUUUACACUGAUUUUUACCACAAAAACUAGAGUAAGUGGUUUGUGAUUUUUACGAGGGGAGUAGUUCAAACGUACCUUUCUGAUAUUUUUCAAUACAAAUAAGUAAAUAUCUAUAUCAGAAUAUAUAAAUACGACUUGGUAGUAGAGGAAUGGAUGAAUAUGAUUCCAAUUCAAAAAUUACCGCUGUUCCAAAACACGGUCUGAAAGUUAAGUUGAAUCAUGAAUAUCCCGAGAAGAGAAAUCAAAAUUUCAUUCCACCAUUGAGGGUUAUUAUUCAUUUAUUGCCGCUGUUAUUGAGAUACUUAUGGUAUUAUAUAAAAACAAAAUGGAAAGGAGGACAUGUAGUAAUGGAUUUCAUCGGUCAGAGGGACUCCAAACAAAUAUAUGGUGUUCCGAUUGGAGGAAUUGGCAGUGGCACUGUAGGUAGAGGCUUUAAGGGAGAAUUUUGCAGAUUCCAAAUGAGGCCUGGCCUCUACGAGUGGAAUACUGUCGACGCCAAUCAAUUUAUAGUCACCAUCAAAGAUGAGAAUCAACAAACAAUUUUGCAUAGUUUAUUGUCCACUUUCUCAAAGACAUCUUUGCCAGCCUGGAAAAGUACCAUUGAUGCAAGUAAAUGUUACUAUACUGGAUUGUAUCCAAGAGCUUGGACUGAAUAUGAUUUAUCAGAGUAUGGGAUUAAAUUGAUUUGUAGACAAAUAAGUCCUGUGAUACCACAUGAUUAUGAAAAUAGUUGUUUGCCUUGUGCUGUGUUUGUGUGGAAUGUCGAAAACUUAUCAAAAGAACAAAGAACUGUGACAGUUGCUUUCACAUUCAAAAAUGGUACUGGUAAUAAAAAAGAAGACAAAAAUUGUAAGUUUUCUGAAUACUUGUUUUUUUUAUGUUUUUAAUUUUUUCUUCGUUCC
Messenger RNA from Leptinotarsa decemlineata (Colorado potato beetle), 1072 nucleotides. RefSeq names its product non-lysosomal glucosylceramidase. Gene Ontology annotation, molecular function: glucosylceramidase activity; beta-glucosidase activity. Gene Ontology annotation, biological process: carbohydrate metabolic process; glucosylceramide catabolic process. NCBI's taxonomy places the organism in Eukaryota, Metazoa, Arthropoda, Insecta, Coleoptera, Chrysomelidae. Gene Ontology annotation, cellular component: membrane. The record is from RefSeq and is a predicted model, not a curated record.